Saimiri boliviensis boliviensis (Bolivian squirrel monkey) is the source of this 947-nucleotide messenger RNA. NCBI's taxonomy places the organism in Eukaryota, Metazoa, Chordata, Mammalia, Primates, Cebidae. The record is from RefSeq and is a predicted model, not a curated record.
GGGCUGCAGAGGUGAAGAAGAAAGACUAGGUCAUCUUAUAUCCAGUGGAGGAUGUUUGGAUGUCAGAAAGGGUAGGGUGGUGGCUUUUUCCAGGCAGGCUAAAGGAGGGAGGUCACAAUGUGUACUUUGUGAUGAGAUCUGUCCUAUAGCUAGGGACACCAAGGACCCUACUGAGAGGUAUUCCUGCCCUCCGCAGUACUAACCACAUGCUGUCUCUCUGCCCUGGCCUCUUCUACCCCAUGCCCAGCUGUAGUCCUUUUUGGGGGUAGAGAAGCCAGUCUGCCGCCCGUCACGGAGCCACUGCCUGGGACAGACAUGAAGCGCUGGCAGAUUUUUGUCCUGUGGAUCUUUUGGGUGCUCCUCCUCUGGCUGAUGGCCCCCUAUCUGGAUCUGACACCUGAAUCAGCACCCCAGGAAAAACGAAUGUACUUGGUUCCAUGGCGUUGCAACUGCCCCUGGUUCGGUUUCGGGACGUUUGGCUGCCCUUCGGAGACCCUCAACUGCUCCUCCUGGCCCCACCCAGCCACAGAAUGGAACUGGCUUGAUGCGUGCUCCAGGAAGACCAUGGGGUACCUGACGAGGACCAGGGAGUCUGUGACUUCUGACACUGUGCACUGGUGGUUGGGCAUGAACUCGGGGAGCAAGCUUGGGAAAUUGUGGAAGAAGCUGUUUAAAGUGAUUCCCAGGCUCUCGGUGAACCAUUCUGAUUUUUAUUGUGGGACUUGUGCGCUGUUGGGGCACCCACAGAUCCUGCAGGGCUCCAGCCAUGGCAAUGACAUCGACCAAUACCCCCUGGUUUUCAGGAAUGCCAGUGACCAGGGUUCCUGGGCGCAGCUGGAGAUGCUGCUGCGGAAGCUCUUUGAGCUGGUGUGGCCUUCAGAUGCUCUGAGUGACGAGAUUUUGGAAGAUGGUCCGGUUCCCUAGUGGAGCGUAAGAUAGCAAAGACA